CUCGUCCGUCUCCUCCCCCUCGGCCCAAUUUCUCGUGGCGUCCAUUCCAAAAUAUCGCCCACGAUUCCCCACCUCUCUCUUCCCUCCCCUUCCUCCCCUCGCCGGCGGGCGGCGGAGAUCCUCCCUCCGGGCUGGGAUCGGGAUCGUCGUUGGCUGAUUUUUCCAUGCACGUUAGGCUAAAAAUGCUUUGGUCUGAAACCUAUCUGCUCUUUUUUCCGGCCAAAGAUGGUCUCAGCCAACAUAUAUCAUCAACGAUGACGAUGCGCCGCUGAAGCUGCAAUAAGCAUGAUGGUUGUGCACAUAAUGAUGCUUAAUCAUUCAUGCUGCGAUACCCUCGAGUGGAACUUCCUUCUUCUGAUGCAACCAUGUAUAGGUGGACCUAGUGGUGACGUGGCUGCGAUGAGUUUUCAAGGUGCUGAGGGAUCUGUGCUGUGGAGUUCUAUUUGUUGUCAGUGAUUCUUGGCAAAGCUCUUGGUGAAGUUAACAAUCAUGGAAAGGUACAAAAUAAUACGGGAGAUAGGUGACGGAACCUGUGGGAAUGUUUUCAUGGCCUAUAAUGUAGAAACAAAUGAAAUUGUUGCUGUUAAAAAAAUGAAGAGAAAGUUCUUCCAAUGGGAAGAAUGCGUUAGUCUGCGAGAAGUGAAGGCUCUUCAGAAACUAAUUCACCCUAACAUUGUGAAGCUGAAGGAGGUGACGAUGGAAAACCAUGAGCUGUUCUUCAUCUUUGAACACAUGGAAUGUAAUUUGUAUGAUGUUAUAAGAGAAAGGCAAGUUGCUUUCUCUGAAGGGGAUAUACGGAAUUUUAUGGUCCAAAUAUUGCAAGGUCUUGCAUAUAUGCAUAAUAAUGGAUAUUUCCACCGUGAUUUGAAACCUGAGAAUUUGUUGGUGACAAAUGGUAUAGUCAAAAUUGCUGACUUUGGUUUGGCAAGAGAAGUAUCUUCCAGUCCUCCUUACACUGAUUAUGUUUCCACCAGAUGGUAUCGGGCACCAGAGGUUCUGCUGCAAUCGUCAGCUUACACACCUGCUAUUGACAUGUGGGCUGUUGGUGCGAUUUUGGCUGAGCUGUUCACAUUGUCCCCACUUUUUCCUGGUGAAAGUGAGACAGACCAGCUUUACAAAAUAUGCACUGUACUUGGGACCCCAGAUUGCACUGUGUGGCCAGAGGGAAUGAACCUGCCUCGUUCAAGUAGCUUUAAGUAUUUUCAGAUUCCUCCAAGAAACUUAUGGGAGCUUAUUCCUAAUGCUUCUUUGGAAGCAAUUGAUUUGAUCCAGCGACUUUGUUCCUGGGAUCCACGUAGGAGGCCAACUGCUGAACAAGCAUUACAGCAUCCGUUCUUUAAUGUGUGCAACUGGGUACCUAGGCCUGUUCAUGAUGCUCCCGAUACAAAAACAAAUGAAUCUAAAGCACAUCCAAAGCUGGAACUGAACCUGUGGGAUUUCAGCACAGAACCUGAUGACUGUUUCCUUGAUUUAACACUCAGUCUAAAGCCAAGUUUUCCUGGAACAGACCUUGCUAACCAUGUUCCACAACGUACAGAAGAGGAAAUUCUACUAUACUCAGGAUUUGAGAAUACGCCUGGUUUUUGGCCACUGGUGCCAUCAGAUCGUCCCAUUGGUGAUGUUCCAGCCAUGCCAUCCUGGCAACAGGCGUACAUGGUUGACAGCCAGUCGUCAUUGCCAGGAUUUUCCGGUUCUCCAUUCGGGCUGUCGUUACAGCCGAGCCUGUUGGAGAACCAUUCACUAGCGCCUAUCCGGCAGGUGAAUUUCUUCUGACCCGAGAGAGAAUUAACAGAUUGAGCAUUCAUACGAUUCUUGCGUUCUUGACACACUCCAGCAUCUUGCUGUAAUACACUAGACUCUAAUAAGUGGCGGCGGUAGAGGAAAUGUACAUACUAUUCGUAGCUCUUAAUCUUUUUUUUUCCUCCCCUUUGGUUACUCCCCAUUUAUGUAAAUAACAAGAUGAACAUCCCCCGAAAAAACAGUUUUGUUUGUAUGACCAUGUUCCAGUGAUAUGGAUGAGUGAUGAGUUCCCGAGCA
Molecule: messenger RNA, 2037 nt
Organism: Panicum hallii
Lineage: Eukaryota; Viridiplantae; Streptophyta; Magnoliopsida; Poales; Poaceae
Product: cyclin-dependent kinase F-3-like
Exons: 18
Coding region: 490-1773 (427 amino acids)
Biological process (GO): protein phosphorylation; intracellular signal transduction
Cellular component (GO): cytoplasm; nucleus
Molecular function (GO): ATP binding; protein serine/threonine kinase activity
Source: RefSeq, a predicted model, not a curated record